Messenger RNA from Etheostoma cragini (Arkansas darter), 958 nucleotides. It is a transcript of the gene tm4sf5, whose product is annotated as transmembrane 4 L six family member 5. The transcript has 5 exons. NCBI's taxonomy places the organism in Eukaryota, Metazoa, Chordata, Actinopteri, Perciformes, Percidae. The record is from RefSeq and is a predicted model, not a curated record. Gene Ontology annotation, cellular component: membrane. Bases 280 to 885 code for a protein of 201 amino acids.
ACACUGACUCAUUUGACUCAAGAUAUUCUUGUUUAUCCGAGACUCAUGAGAAAAUACGCAGGUCUGAAUUGAGAUUAGAGGCAGCUACACCAGUACUUGGCCUUUGUUCCCUCCCUGCUUCCUGCUCUAACUGUCACUGGCUGUGUUUGACUUUCGCAGUGUGAGGGGUGAGCUUCUCAUUCGCCUCCUCUUUGAUUUCCCUGCCUUAGAGAGAGAAAGAUACUCAAAGUGAGAGUAGAGAAAGAGAGGGAGCAAAAAUAAGACUAAAAGGUAAAAAACAUGUGUUGUACUGGGAAGUGUGCCCGCCUGGUGGGCCUUAUUCUGCUGCCUUCCGCGUUCAUCUGCAUGAUCUCCAACCUCCUGCUGUUCUUCCCCGAUGGGCAGAAACUGGAAAAUAAUCAGAUCUCCCUCCAGGUCUGGCUCAUGGGGGGACUUAUCGGAGGAGGCCUCUUUAUGCUUUGUCCGAGCUGCUCAGCUAUCAGGGCUGGGGGCAAGGGUUGCUGUGGAGCAGGUUGCUGUGGCAACCGUUGCAGAAUGCUGAACUCUGUGUUCUCCUCUGCUUUCGGCCUGGUUGGAGCCAUCUACUGCACCAGUGUGGCCUCUGCAGGUCUGGCUAUUGGACCCAAGUGUCGGGUGAACGGCAACUGGGAAUACCCCUUUGAAGACCUUGGCACUGGUAAUGGCAGCUACCUUAUAAACCAGACUCUGUGGACAAUCUGCGAUUACCCUGCCAACGCAGUGAUGUGGCACGUCGUUCUGUUCUCCAUACUGCUGGCCAUGGGAGUGGUGCAGCUGGUGCUCUGCGGCAUCCAGGUGGUCAACGGCUGCUUGGGAUGCAUCUGCGGGGACUGCCGCGACAGCAAAGAUGAUGAUGGUGGAUUGUGAAAGUAAAGAAGAUGGCCCGGUUGUAAAAAACCUUCACCAGGGCCAGGAGGCAUAUUCAGGGAUACCUCUCUAU